AUCCCAGGUUUCCAGACAAUGGCAAGGUAGAAUUUGUGUUUGGACCAAGUUCGGACAUUCUGGUGUCAGUAUCGGGGUUCAAAUCUGAUGUCACAGUUCCUGUUGAUGACAAUGAAGAAACUUUGGCUAGAUCAGACUCCUAUGAAAACUUCAACAGAGCUUUGGAGGCUGUAGAUGGCUAUGCUGGACAGAACAACAACUACAACUCUCACUACACUUCCUCUGCUGUGAGCAGUAACAAUAUUAAUAAUAAUAUCAGUAUUGACACUGUCAGCCCGACCUACUCCUCCCACGUCUACCAACAAAACCAAAGCAACGCGAACGUCAGAAGACCUGUCCAGACCCUUGAAGAACGCACACAGCUGGACGAGUUGCUAAGCGACCUGCUCAGUGAUCAGGCUUAUGUAUCUCCGACCCAUCGCUCACCACGGUCAUUCCAAUCAGCUGCCCAGUCCCAACAGUCAUCAGUCUCGCCCAGUGGUACCAGCAGUAACAUCGCACCAGCCAUGAGCAGUGCAAAAACGUACAGCACCACUAAUCGCACCUUUGCGACAUAUUCCAGCGCAGACGCACUCCGCAACCCAGACAAGUUGUUGAUUCAACAUGCAGAAGUCUCCUACAAAGUCCCAGGGCAAGGAGAGGUCAAGGACCAUUACACAAUAGCAGCAGAUCCCACAGAUCUCCUGGACACAUCCUCAGUGAGACCCACUCAGUCUCACCAUCCUAAAGGAGUGCCGACAAAUGCAUUUUCUUACACAUCUGGAAUUUCUAGUUCCCAGCAAACUAGUUCACAGAGAGCAGAAGUUGUGGAGCAUGAAAUCAUCAGAAGCCAGUCAACUCGUGGCCUCCAGUCCCCUCCCUCCCAUUCUUCCUACCGCCCUCCUGAGUAUGAACCUAAGUUUGAGUCCUCCCCAUCCUCAUACCAAUACUCCUCCCUGGAUGAAGACACCAACUCCUGGCUGGCGCAGCAGCAGCAGAAGUUGAAGAACACCAAGGAGGGUCGGGAUUCAACAGGACGCACGGAGCAGGAGAAAAAGCUUGUCAAUGAGUUGAGAUAUGCCCAGAAUAAGUACUACACUCGUCAUGAUCAGGCAGAAGAGGAAGAAAGGGUGCUCAUGGACUCCCAUGGCAGACAAACUUUACACAAUGGGCCGACUUCACCAGAAAGGGUCACAUCCUCAUACAUCAUACCACAGAGGUCACAGAGCAGCACCACUGUUGAUGGUGUCUGGCCGCAGGACCAGUUCUACAACACAUCCUACAGCACAUCCUCCUACACGGAGUCCCGCAGCUAUGGGGACAAGCGAUCCAACAAACCACCACCUUCACCGACAAUGCAGAGAUCGCAGCAGCCGACAAUCUCCGCCGCCCCCAUGCCAGUUCCGGCUCGCACCAGCAGCAAAGAUUACAUGCGCACUCGUUCCAGCAGCGGUGGUUCCAGCUGGCAACAACAGCAACCUCCUUUGCCACAGCAACGAACACUGCAGCGCCAACAGAGCGAUACUUUGUAUGACAGAAAUCGGGAUGUGGAGCACAUACAACCAAGGAGUUAUGGUUCGACACACAGCACACCACCUCAUUCGCCUCGAGCAAUUUCACCAUCAGGUGCUCACAGCACAACCACGUACACAACCUAUCGGACAAUAGACAGACAGAGGGAUGCACAGGAAGAAAUGUUGAGAGCUAAGAAGGCCCCACAACAGCAACAGGCCCCACAACAGCAACAGGCUCCACCUCCACAACAACCACCCACCCAGAUCAACCAUCAUUACAUCACGGAGGUCUUUGUCCAUAGAACUGAUCUGAACAAGGACAAGACAGACUCCUCGACCCGACUGGAUGAACUGGAGAAAAAUCUGGAAGCAGCUUCGCAAUCUAUUAAAUCUCAGCAGCAUGUUGUGAGGCAGGUGCCCCAACAGCAAGUGCCCCAACAGCAGGUCUUUGAGGAGUCCUUACAGGCGCAUUCAUCUCGGCAGUACCAGUCGUAUCAGGAAACUAAGCCGGAACCACUGAGGGUAAAGGAGAUUGAAGAGGAUCGGAUUAUGCUCCGACCCAUUGGGCCUGGCGUGCAAACUUUGGAACCAGAGACUCUGCAUACUGGCACUUUAGGAAGGCCCACAACUCCGGGCUUUCCCACAGGACCUACAACACCACCGUUUCCUGUUUCUCCAAGGACUCCCUACCAAAAUACAGGGGAUAUUUUGGGGGAAAAGGGUACAUUGUCUUGCGAACAUCCGGUAGACACACACACACACACACAAGCAUACAUGCACACACACUACGGGAACCAUAUUUCACCUAACUGUAGCACUGUACUAAAAACAAUGCAGGUCCGCUUAAAAAUCCUAAGCAGAUCUUUUCACUCAUUUAUCCCCCCCCCCCCCCCCCCCCCUUUCACCCAACCCAGCUGUCACUGUAUUUCAUUGUUUUCUCUAUUUCAGUCCCAGCAUCACCAGGCUCAGUCUGGUCACCAUGAUGGACAGGGGCAGGGCACUCUGCACAUUGACACCAGUCCCAAGAUGUAUAUCACCCCUCAGAGCCCACAGUCUGCUGGGAGCCCUCCAUCUCCUGGGAACUUCAACACACUGAGGCAACAGUUGUCAUCUGCCCACUCCAUGUCUGGCUCAGUGAUCAGUCCAGGGCCUCACUCCAUGACGGGACAGAGUUCACCGAGUGUUUACUUUGGGUUGUCUCGCAGAGGCAGCCUGUCCUCACUGACCGACACAGAAAUGGUUCACACUACACCAAAGUUUGUCAAGGAUAUGUCCAAAUAUUGGUAUAAACCAAAUAUUUCCAGGGAAGAAGCCAUACAGAUGUUGAAGGAUAAACCGCCUGGAACUUUUGUGAUCAGGGACAGCAACUCCUUCCCUGGUGCUUUUGGUCUGGCCCUGAAGGUGGCCACCCUACCUCCUAACGUUCAGGCCAAGCCAUCAGGUGAUCCGCAAGCAGAUCUGGUGAGACAUUUUCUCAUUGAGCCCACUCCUAAGGGUGUCAGAUUACGUGGCUGCAGUAACGAACCCGUGUUUGGCAGUCUAGCAGCCUUGGUGUACCAGCAUUCAAUCACUCCCUUGGCCUUACCUUGCAAGUUGGUGCUGCCAGAUGCCGAGGCUGAUGGUGUACUGGGCCCUGAAUCUCCCGUAGGUACCACAGAGUUGAAUUCUGCUGCAACCCUCCUGGCCCAGGGAGCAGCGUGCAAUGUUGUGUACAUCAACUCCGUAGACAUGGAGUCUUUGACUGGGCCCCAGGCUGUGGCUAAGGCUGUAAAGGCAACAUUUGAGAAUCUGGUAUCAGGUCGGACGACUGCGGUGCACUUCAAGGUGUCCAGUCAGGGUAUCACUCUUACAGAUAACAACAGGAAGUUGUUCUUCAGGAGGCACUACCCAGUGUCUGCUGUGACCUACUGCGGGAUGGAUCCCCAGGACAGAAGGUGGAAACGAGACCUAGAUGCUCCAGGCACUCAAGGUGAUGCCAGAAUCUUUGGCUUUGUUGCCAGAAAGCAGGGUUCAACCAAUGAAAACACGUGUCACAUAUUUGCAGAACUGGACCCAGAGCAGCCUGCAUCAGCGAUAGUCAACUUUGUAACGAAGGUUAUGAUUGGCCAGAGCAAAGUCAAGACAUAA
Molecule: messenger RNA, 3620 nt
Organism: Candidula unifasciata
Lineage: Eukaryota; Metazoa; Mollusca; Gastropoda; Stylommatophora; Geomitridae
Source: the annotation of a GenBank genome assembly